Molecule: messenger RNA, 2340 nt
Organism: Zymoseptoria tritici IPO323
Lineage: Eukaryota; Fungi; Ascomycota; Dothideomycetes; Mycosphaerellales; Mycosphaerellaceae
Exons: 1
Coding region: 1-2340 (779 amino acids)
Biological process (GO): proteolysis
Molecular function (GO): serine-type peptidase activity; dipeptidyl-peptidase activity
Source: RefSeq, a predicted model, not a curated record
AUGGCGCUCUCGAACAUCCUCUCUUUGAGCUUACUGCUGCCAUUGACGAUAGCUAUUGAUCCACCCCGUCAACCCCGUCAACCUCUUGGGAAUGGCGAGACGCUCCUCACAUACAACGUCACUACUCCGACAGCACUGUACCGACCGACCGCUCCCAAAGACGUAGACUGGAUCUCUGGCGAGCAAGACGGACAAUACAUCACCACCAACGACGAUGGAGCUCUUGUCUUGGAGAACAUCGUCACCGGCGACAGCAAUGUCUUCAUCGAUGCAGCAAAGGUCCCCGAAGACUACCACGAGUACUGGAUCUCACCAGAUCAAGAGAGGGUUCUGUGGGCUGUGAACUACACCAAGCAAUAUCGGCAUUCGUACUUUGCCGACUAUCUCAUUCAGGAUGUGCAAAGUGGGGAGACAACACCUUUGGUAGAGGGUCAGGUCGGAGAUAUUCAAUAUGCCGAGUUCGCUCCAGCAGGCGGCGCGAUUGCGCUCGUUCGUGGGAACAAUCUGUACAUCUAUGGCAAUGACAGUAAGGUCACACAGAUCACCGAUGAUGGUGGUCCGGACAUGUUCCACGCUGUGCCGGACUGGGUCUACGAAGAGGAGAUCUUUGGUGGAAGGUCCGCUCUCUGGUUCUCUCCGGAUGGAAAAUAUGCUGCUUUCCUCAGCGCGAACGAGACUGGCGUGGGGACGUUCACCUUCCCGUACUACAUGGAUGACUCUGAAGUCGCCCCGCCAUACCCUCGCGAGCUGGAUUUGAGAUAUCCCAAGGUGGGCACCACGAACCCAACAGUGGAGAUGAACAUGCUCGACAUGUCCACAAUGGAGUACACCAACGUCCCAAUCACUGCUUUCGCAUCGAACGACACCGUCAUCGGCGAGGUCACCUGGAUGACCGAAGGCCACUCCGGUGUGAUUUAUCGAGUGUUCAAUCGCAUUCAGCGUUUGGACAAGCACGUCUUGGUGAAUCCAACCACUGGCUCAUCGGAGGUCGUCCGCGAGCGCGAUGGUACGGAUGGCUGGCUUGAGAAUAAUGCGGUCAUGGCUUAUGUCGGCCGUGUCGCCAAUUCCACCGGUGACUUCUACCUCGACCUUUCCGACGAGAGCGGCUGGAAUCACAUUUAUUUAUACCCUGUGGCGGGUGGCGAUGCCAUCCCCAUCACCAAAGGAGAGUGGGAAGUCACGGCGAUGCUGAAAGUUGACACCGCCCGCAGCCUCGUCUACUACCUCAGCACCGAGCACCACUCAACAGAGCGCCAUCUCUACUCCAUCAAUUACGCCACCGGCGAAAAGACCGCUCUCGUCGACGACACCAUCCCCGGCCACUGGUCCGCCUCCUUCUCCUCCGCAGGCGACUACUACAUCCUCUCCUACCAAGGCCCCGACGUGCCCUACCAAGAAGUCUACUCACUCAACUCCACCACCCCGCUCUCCACUCUCGUCUCCAACUCUGCUCUCCUGCAGAACAUCUCCUCCCUCCACCUCCCGAACAUCACCUACUUCGAGCUCCCGCUCCCCUCCUCCAACUUCACCCUCAACGUCAUGCAACGCCUGCCUCCCAACUUCGACCCGACAAAGCAGUAUCCCGUCCUCUUCACUCCCUAUGGCGGCCCCAACGCUCAAGAAGUCAGCAAACGCUUCCAAACCCUCACCUGGCGCGCGUACAUCGCCUCCGACCCGGAACUCGAGUACAUUACCUACACCAUCGACAACCGCGGCACGGGCUUCAAAGGUCGUGCGUUCCGGUCCGCCGUCACAGACCACUUGGGACGUCUGGAAGCUCAAGACCAAAUCUGGGCGGCCAAAGAACUACUCUCUAUGCACUCCUUCCUCGACGCCGAGAGGGUGGGGAUUUACGGACAUUCCUUUGGUGGCUACCUCUCUGCCAAAGUCCUCGAAGCCGACUCGGACGUCUUCUCCUUCGCUCUCAUCGCCGCCCCAGUCACAGACUGGCGCUUCUACGACAGCAUGUACACGGAGCGAUACAUGCAGACCUUCUCGCAGAACGAAGCGGGAUACAACGAGACGGCGGUUCGGAACGCGACUGGAUUCGCGAACGCGAGGGGCGGGUUCCUGAUUGCGCAUGGAACUGGUGACGACAACGUUCAUUAUCAGAAUUCGGCGGCGUUGGCAGAUUUGCUGGUCGGAUCGGGCGUGGGUCCGGAUCAGAUGAGUAUGAUGGCGUUUACGGAUAGUGAUCAUUCGAUCACGUAUAACGGCGCGAGCGAUUGGUUGUAUAAGUAUUAUACGAAGCAUUUGUUUCAGGAGAAGAUGAGGAAGACGGACGGGGAGGUGGAGGGGCAUCAGUGGGUUAGGAGGAUGGUGUUGGAUGGGUCGUCGUAG